Messenger RNA from Anopheles stephensi (Asian malaria mosquito), 1619 nucleotides. RefSeq names its product dynein assembly factor 3, axonemal homolog (gene Dnaaf3). Gene Ontology annotation, biological process: axonemal dynein complex assembly; motile cilium assembly. The coding region runs from base 211 to 1578 and encodes 455 amino acids. The transcript has a single exon. The record is from RefSeq and is a predicted model, not a curated record. NCBI's taxonomy places the organism in Eukaryota, Metazoa, Arthropoda, Insecta, Diptera, Culicidae.
UUAAUUUCAUAGAUGAAUUCAAAAAAUAUAUGUUCUUAUAUUUAAUUUUAAUAUUUGAUGCUCCAUACCGGGAAAAGAAUGACACAGGCGUUGACGGUGGUAACUAUGGAAACGUGGUAACCAAGGAAAACUGUUUAGGUGCUUGUCCUGCAUUUUCCUUGCGACAUCAAAGUAUUCUGUUCUGUAGUAGCGUAUCACGUGUCUGGUAAAAUGUUUUGGGGAUUUUGUGAAGCUCUUAAUUUCGUACAGGAGUACAGGAAAAUUUUGGCCGCCGAAGACCCGCUACCGGAAAGCCUGAACGUUCUGCUGUUUGGAAGCGGUGAUCCGCGACACAUCCUUGCGACCGCUUCUCAGCUUUUCCUUCAUCGGGGCGUACAAGUGAAUGUGUACCUUGCGGAAGGAUGCGUCGAAUUGCUGGCACGCCAUAUGGUGCUGCUAGCGAUCGCGCUCGAAGAUCCCCAGCUGCUCUCGCUCAAGGGCAAAACGCAUCUGUUUAUGGACAUCUAUGGCAACAGUCUCGUGCGUCCGUUCAGCAGCGCGUACCUGAGCACCAAAGCGAAGGAAUUGACCAACAUUAUUACGGACCCGGAGUAUGCUCAACGGCAGGCACCGAUCUUCAGCUAUGAAGCCCUACGGUACAAGGAACGCGACCAGCUUGCGGAUGUAUUUCGCUUCUGGACCAAUGCUCCCGAGCACGUGUUCAAUAUUGCCCGCUACUGGGAGGAACGAUUGCGCGUUCAGCUGGGCGUUCGAUACGAUCAUCGCAACGGUGCGUUUGACUGGGAUUUGCAGAUGAGACUGCGGGAAAAUGGAGCGACACAGGUGUGCCCGCAGGAGUACAAGCACUGGCGCGAAACGGGAGUGGCCUUUACCUUUCCCGAGUACGAACAGAGCGAUCCGAACAAAACGUUCGCCGUAGGGUUGGUGCGCAAUGGGAAAGGCUUCGUUCACCGCGGGUCGGUCGGCGACAAUCUAACCGGUCCGUACGCUGCUUUCGGCCAGAAGUGUGCCGAGGAGCGGCUUUCCCGCUCCAAACACGGCGUAAACGAUUUCCGUUCGACCGACAUUACCGAGCGAAAUGUGCUGCAGAUAAUGUACGAAAUCCAGGAGCGUCAACACUAUCGCUUCGAUCCGAAAGACAUCCAUCAGUUUGGUUCGCACCAGCUGGAUACCGGGAAAAAUCUCAACAAGCACGAUGCUCGUACCGAGCCGGUAGAGGCCGUUCGCUACAACAAACCACUGCUACCAUGCGAAAACCUAACCGUUCAUUUGCUCUCCGUUGAGGACGUUCUGCGGAUGCACGAGCUGGAUCGAUUCGAAGCGAAAUUUGAUGCAAUAUUUGUAGCCAGCAACUACUUCGGCUUGUUGAAGGACGGUUUCAGCCGGAUGUGGAAGGAUAGCUGCCUGCUGUGUUUCGAAACACGCCAGCUAACCGUUUUCAGCCAGGACGAGAUAAAAGAGCACAUCGAGCAGAUUAAAGCCUACGCGCAGAAGCAAUCUCUCGCGGCGGUAACCAACUUUUCGAUCAACAAAACGCACUCCGUACUUUCGUACAAGCAUCAGGGCGCGUAUAAGUGAACGAACAUGUAUUAAGCGCUAAUAAAUACGGUACAACAAAA